AAGAAAAAAAACUACAGAAGAAGACGGAGAGCGGAAGUUGCAUCAAAUGUUGUCAUGGCGUCUCACAUGUAAAUCAGCGAGAAUCUAAAAUUUGAUAAACAUUGUAUCAGUACUUCCUAAGGUUGAAGUGAGUUAACUGUCUCUCCAACUACCCGGACCAAAACAAUGAGCACUCAGUACAGCAUUCUGUUCAAGCAAGAACAUGCACAUGACGAUGCCAUCUGGACAGCAGCGUGGGGUAAAAGUGAAGCUGAUGGCUCAGAAACCAUCGUGACUGGUUCCCUAGAUGAUAUGGUGAAAGUCUGGAAAUGGUCGGAUGAGAAGUUGGAGCUGCAGUGGACUCUGGAGGGCCACCAGCUGGGUGUGGUGUCAGUUGACAUCAGUCACAACGGAGCCAUCGCCGCCUCCAGCUCCCUCGACGCACACAUCCGUCUGUGGGACCUGGAGUCAGGAAAACAGAUUAAAUCUAUGGAUGCUGGACCAGUUGAUGCAUGGACGGUCGCCUUCUCCCCAGACUCUAAAUACAUCGCCACAGGAAGCCAUCUCGGCAAAGUCAACAUCUUCGGUGUGGAAAGCGGCAAGAAGGAAUACUCUCUGGACACUCGAGGAAAAUUCAUCCUCAGUAUAGCUUAUAGCCCUGACGGGAAGUAUUUGGCCAGUGGAGCCAUCGAUGGAAUCAUCAACAUCUUUGACAUCGCCACUGGAAAACUACUCCACACACUGGAAGGUCACGCUAUGCCCAUCAGAUCCCUCACCUUCUCUCCAGACUCCCAGCUCCUGGUCACAGCCUCUGACGAUGGCUAUAUUAAAAUAUAUGAUGUGCAACAUGCCAACCUGGCUGGCACACUGAGCGGACACGGAUCUUGGGUUCUUAAUGUCGCCUUCUCUCCAGACGACACACACUUUGUCUCAAGCUCGUCUGAUAAGAGUGUGAAGGUUUGGGACGCCAGCUCCAGGGCAUGUAUCAACACUUUCUUCGACCAUCAAGACCAGGUGUGGAGUGUAAAGUACAACAGCAACGGCUCAAAGAUCAUCUCGGCUGGAGACGACCGAGCCAUCCACAUCUACGACUGCCCCAUGUGAUGGAGGACGUCCAGGACAGACUGCAGGAGAACAUCUCCACAGCUGGAGGCUCAAAUCAUGGAGUUGAAGUCGGUUCUUUGGUGAGGGAGGGGCAGGGUUCAAGCUGUAGAUGUGAUGGAUUAUUUUGCACUGGCCGAGUACGGUCAAAUUAAAGGGUUGUUUUUGUA
Molecule: messenger RNA, 1250 nt
Organism: Amphiprion ocellaris (clown anemonefish)
Lineage: Eukaryota; Metazoa; Chordata; Actinopteri; Pomacentridae
Gene: skic8
Product: SKI8 subunit of superkiller complex
Exons: 11
Coding region: 166-1083 (305 amino acids)
Cellular component (GO): Cdc73/Paf1 complex
Molecular function (GO): protein binding
Source: RefSeq, a predicted model, not a curated record